Messenger RNA from Mercurialis annua (annual mercury), 1776 nucleotides. Its product is annotated as trans-cinnamate:CoA ligase, peroxisomal-like. The record is from RefSeq and is a predicted model, not a curated record. The coding region runs from base 1 to 1770 and encodes 589 amino acids. The transcript has 2 exons. NCBI's taxonomy places the organism in Eukaryota, Viridiplantae, Streptophyta, Magnoliopsida, Malpighiales, Euphorbiaceae.
AUGGAUAAUCUUCCAAAAUGUGAUGCAAAUUAUGUUGCUCUUUCUCCAUUAUCUUUCAUGAAAAGAGCUGCUUCUGUUUAUGCCAAUCGCACUUCUAUCAUUUAUGAAUGCACUCGUUUCACUUGGGCGCAAACCUAUCAUCGUUGUUCUCGCCUCGCCUCGUCCCUCCGUGCACUCAACAUCGUUAAAAAUGAUGUCGUGUCUGUCCUGGCUCCGAAUGUUCCUGCUAUGUAUGAGAUGCACUUUGCAGUACCAAUGGCAGGAGCAAUCCUCAACACGAUCAAUACUAGACUUGACGCCAAGACCAUAGCCACCAUUCUCCGCCACUCUGAAGCCAAGAUAUUCUUUAUAGACUGCCAAUAUGUUCCUCUUGCACAGGAUGCCCUCCGGUUACUCACCGAUGAAGCGACUCUUCCUUUGGUUGUUGUCAUCGAUGACAUGGACUCACCCACCGGAGUACGACUAGGCGAGUUUGAAUACGAAAAACUUAUCCAAAUGGGGAAUCCUGAUAACAUCCCGGAAGAAAUUCAAGACGAAUGGGAUCCGAUUGCCUUGAAUUACACGUCAGGUACAACUUCGGAGCCGAAAGGAGUUGUUUAUAGCCAUAGAGGUGCUUAUCUCAGUACACUUAGCCUGAUUCUCGGCUGGGAAAUGAGCAAUGAGCCUGUCUAUCUUUGGUCUCUUCCUAUGUUUCACUGCAACGGCUGGACUCUCACAUGGGGAACCGCUGCUCGCGGUGGUACCAAUGUCUGUAUCCGCAACACAACGGCGUACGACAUGUUUCGCAGCAUCAAUACACAUAAGGUGACGCACAUGUGUUGUGCUCCAACCGUUUUCAAUAUCCUUCUCGAGGCGAAACCAGACGAGCGCCGCCAAAUUACAUCCACCGUCGAAGUUCUCACAGGCGGCGCGCCACCGCCAGCUUCACUACUCGAAAAAAUAGAGCCGUUGGGAUUCCAUGUCACGCAUGCUUAUGGACUGACAGAGGCAACCGGGCCAGCACUUGUUUGCGAGUGGCAGAGGAAAUGGAAUAAGCUGCCGAAAGAUGAUCAAGCAAAACUAAAAGCCAGACAAGGAAUCAGCAUGCUUACAUUAGCAGAUGUAGAUGUGAAAGAUCUUAAGACGACGACGAGUGUUCCGCGAGACGGAAAAACAAUGGGAGAGAUUGUGUUACGAGGAAGCAGCAUAAUGAAAGGCUACUUCAAAGAUCCAAAAGCAACAACCACGGCGUUCAAGAAUGGCUGGUUCGCCACCGGGGAUGUCGGAGUCAUACAUCCGGAUGGGUAUGUAGAAAUUAAGGACAGAUCAAAGGAUGUAAUAAUAUCAGGCGGAGAAAACAUUAGUAGUGUCGAAUUGGAAUCGGUGUUAUACAGACAUCCCAGAGUUUUGGAAGCAGCAGUAGUCUCCAUGCCGCAUCCGACAUGGGGAGAAAGUCCGUGUGCUUUUGUUGCUGUCAAGAAAAACUCGCAUCAACAAACAUGUGACGUUAAAGAAGAUGAUAUCGUGUCUUAUUGCCGGAAAAAUCUUCCCAAAUACGCGAUUCCGAAGAAGGUCGUGUUCUUGCCGGAGUUACCAAAGACGUCCACCGGAAAGAUUCAGAAGUUUCAGUUAAGGGCAUUGGCAAAGACUUUUGAAGUGUCUAAUAAUGUUGACAAGUUCAAGAAAGACAGCAGCGAAAAGGCUGGUACAUCAUCAUCGUCGUCAGAUCAAGUUGGAGAUCAUGCUCAUCAGCCUGUUCGUAAACAUGUUCUUGCUAAGUCUCGUCUUUGAUGUAUU